Anopheles maculipalpis is the source of this 1176-nucleotide messenger RNA. RefSeq names its product putative RNA-binding protein Luc7-like 2. Bases 78 to 1109 code for a protein of 343 amino acids. Gene Ontology annotation, cellular component: U1 snRNP; U2-type prespliceosome. Gene Ontology annotation, biological process: mRNA splice site recognition. Gene Ontology annotation, molecular function: mRNA binding. The record is from RefSeq and is a predicted model, not a curated record. The transcript has 6 exons. NCBI's taxonomy places the organism in Eukaryota, Metazoa, Arthropoda, Insecta, Diptera, Culicidae.
GUGAUAAUUUUUCAUCGAAUUUUCCUCCAUAAAACUGUGCAGUAAUUGCUUAAUAGUGAAUAAAAGCGUCCUGCAACAUGUCGGCACACGAUCAAAUGCGGGCAAUGCUUGAUCAGCUGAUGGGAACAGCUAGAAAUGGCGAAACCAAUCGUUACUCGGUCAAGUUCUACGACAGCAAAGUAUGUAAGAGUUUUUUAUUAGGCUGCUGCCCGCACGAGAUCCUGGCCUCAACGCGUAUGGAUCUUGGCGAAUGUCCAAAGGUGCACGAUCUGGCCCUGCGAGCUGAUUAUGAGAAUGCAUCGAAGAACAAGGAUUACUACUACGAUGUUGAUGCAAUGGAACAUCUGCAGGCCUUCAUUGCCGAUUGCGAUCGUCGCACGGAAGCGGCCAAGAAACGGCUCGCCGAAACACAGGAAGAAUUAACCGCCGAAGUUGCCGCUAAAGCAAACGCAGUCCACGAACUUGCCGAAGAAAUCGGCAAGAAGCUUGCCAAAGCGGAAGCACUCGGUGAGGCUGGCCAGGUCGAGGAAAGCAUGAAGCUUAUGUCGGAAAUCGAAGAGCUGCGUUCGGAAAAAUCUCGUGCUGAGCAGGAGUAUCGUAGUUCGAUACCGGCCAGCACUUACCAGCAGCAGAAGCUGCGAGUAUGUGAAGUUUGCUCCGCCUAUCUGGGCAUACACGAUAACGAUAUACGGCUGGCGGACCAUUUUGGUGGUAAGCUUCAUCUGGGAUUUUUGGCCAUUCGGGACAAGCUGGCAGAGUUGGAAAAAACGGCUGGGCCGCGCCAGAAGGAGCUACGCAAAACGGGACGCGAUCGUGACCAUGAGGAUCGUAGCCGUUCGCGGUACGUUGGUGGACGAGAGCUGGAUCGACGAUCCCGCGCUUUGGCACGCAGUCGUGAUCGUAAGGAUACGGCGGGUCGCGAUGUUAAACCGACGGAAGAUCGUAAAGAUCGCAAUGAAGGUCGUGAUCGUGAUCGCGGUGACAGACGCCGCUCAUCCGAUCGCAGCAAUCGGCGGUCUCGAAGCCGCGAUCGUAGUCGUGAUCGUCACAAUGAUCGUAAUAACGAUCGUAGGCGGCGAUCAAGAUCACGUGAAAGAUCCAGACGGUAAGCAACUUUCAUUCUGUAGACAUCCCAAUAAAAAAAAAACAGGUAAUAGCGGAUAGGAUAGCUGAAUA